Molecule: messenger RNA, 2151 nt
Organism: Mycena indigotica
Lineage: Eukaryota; Fungi; Basidiomycota; Agaricomycetes; Agaricales; Mycenaceae
Exons: 19
Coding region: 1-2151 (716 amino acids)
Biological process (GO): carbohydrate metabolic process
Source: RefSeq, a predicted model, not a curated record
AUGAAAAUCCUAUCGAUUCUCCAUGUGCUGGCCUUGGUAGCUUCGGCCGUGCCAGCGUCUCUGUUACCACCAUUGUUUCAAAGAAUUAACACUGGCUCCAUCAAACCAACUGGUUGGCAGCUUAACCAGGCCAAGGUACGACAUAAAUUAACUCUCAAAAGCAUGCAUGUCUCAAUGAUACUCUUCUUUGAGAUCCAAGCGGAUGGUCUUGCGGGGCACCUUCGGGAUUUCGAUGCUUACGUCAAUGGUUCUAUCUGGGUCCCAGGAGGCUCCAUUGAAUAUUCCGAGAUGCACGAGUCUGCUCCGUACUGGUUCAACGGCAUGGUUUCACUCGCUUUCCAGCUAGAGGACCAACGUCUUUUGAAUCAAGUGCGAGAGUUUCUAGACUGGACGCUAGACCACCAAGGCGACGAUGGUUGGAUUGGGCCUGAACCCUUCGUUGCUAAUGCAACCGUUCCGCGUCUGGUUUGGCCGCGUUAUCUUGUUCUUAUGGGCCUCAUCCAAUACGCCGAGGCCGAUCCAACCCAAGCUCCGCGCAUAUUAGACGCGAUGCAUAAAUUUCUUCAUCUGGCCAACACAAUCUGGAAAACGAAUCAAUUUGGAGCUCCCUCUCUUGGCUUUCAAUUCAACUAUCAAUAUGUUCGAUGGGAAGAGGUAUGUGCUCCGCUCCAAGACGACCUCACCGUUAAUCCCUUGAUCCUCGAGGCAUACAAGGCGGAUGAGCUUAUCGAAACGAUGAAACUUGUUCGAGACACUGGUUUUUCUUGGAAGGACAACUGGUUUCAGCCUGGCAUCUUUCCCCAGGCAAGUUGCACUCCGUCAUAUGUGGCAACCUGCACGGCUGAGUCCACUUCCAGGUUUCAGACACAAAAUUUAGCAUGCAAAGUCACGGGGUCAAUACGGGCGAAGGUCUCACUGACUCUGAAAUCCGAAGCAUUGGCUUUUCGCUUCACCGGGGACCCCACCGACAAGCAGAACACUUUCGAUCGCAUUGAUAUGCUGUAUAAAUAUCAUGGUCGCGCUUCAGGCACAUUCGGUGCGGAUGAGCACUAUACCGGCCUCGAUCCCUCACGAGGAACUGAACUUUGCGCGGUUGUGGAGCAGAUAUUCUCUCUUGCAUUGAUUUACCAGAUGUUUGGCAACAACACCAUUGCUGAUCGCGCAGAGAAAAUAGCUUACAAUGCUCUCAACAAGGCUCUUAACCAAAUUUGGGCCAAAGUAAUGGACCCAGCGCCGUGGGGGGACAAUGGACCGACGUCGAACGUCUUUGGUUUUGAACCUAAUUAUCCUUGCUGCACUGUCAACCACCCUCAAGGAUUCCCGAAGUUUUGGUCGCAUGCCUUCUUCACUCAGCCCUCCUCCAAUUCCAUCGUACAUGUCUUCCUUGGGCCAUUUUCUGUCGCGACUGCUUUGCCCGGUCAUAACAACGUUCACAUCAAUGUCGAUACACUCUAUCCGUUUGGCACCGCCCUGACAUAUACUCUCACCGCGACCAAGCCAUUCACGUUCAAGCUGCGUGUGCCAGAAUGGGCCAAGAACAGCGCACAGAGCACCAUUGCCAUCAACAAGGGCAAGCCAACUCGUCUUCAACCUGACGCAACAUCGCUGCACAGUAUCGCGAUUGCGGCUGGCCAGACGGUUUUGCAUGUCAGCCUCAAUGCGCCAACAGAGAUCGAAACACGCUUCAACGGGGCUGUGGCCAUCACGCGUGGACCGCUCAACUUUGCGGUUGAAAUCGCGUAUAAUACCACCGUGACCCCGGGCCUCCGGUCAGCUCAGGCAGUUGGCGAUGUGCUCCGUUUGUACCCAAACGCUCCCCCGCAAUACGUCACUCAGUUUGAUAAUCACACUCACGACAACACACUCCUGCCGACUGGUAAAUGGGCCCUGGCCAUCGAUCCGUCUACCAUCCAGGUCCACGAUCUCUCUUCCAGCACGAACGCGAUCCCAUUCUACGCAUGGGCCCCUGGAAACUCGCCAAUUACCAUGACCGCUGCCGCGUGCGAUAUCGAAUGGGGGCUGACACACUCAACGGCGUCGCCCCCGCCACAGAGCCCCGUUGCGUGUCUCAGCGAUGAUCGGUUCAGUGUCAAAUUGGUGCCUUUUGGAGCGGCCAAGAUACGUCUGGGCGAGGUUCCAGUCAUGAUUUAA